GAUCACUAAGCUGGAGGCUCGUUGGAGGUGGUGUACUUGAGCCUCACCAGAUCUUCUGGGUACAGAGGCAAUACCUUAACAGAAAGAGUACUGAGAAUUUGUACAACAGCUUUAAGAAUCUUCAGCACUAGGAGAUCUCAUGUCUCAAUCCCGGAGCCAUAGUGGGACUUUAUUAGAUCAGGCAGCAUUGUACAACAACUGAAUUAUCGUUCCUGCCAUCAGCGUACCAUUCCAUCAUAUUCUCUGUCUCUAUUAACUACAUCUUUCCAACUCUCUUUCUCUCUCUCUUUCACUUUCUCUCCAUCUCUCAUUUUCACUCUUAGUCCUGCUCUUCGUUUGGAAGAAAACUCAUUUAGGGGGGAAAGGAAGCUGUGGUGGAUCGAUAGAAUGAAUAAUAAAGCAGUAAGCCUGUGUAGAAAUCCAGAGUGAAGUCAAGAGGGACAGGGAAGAGGAAUAGAGUUUGUAUUCUAGUGAUUGUUUUACAAUCAGUCAGGAAUAUACCUUAGUUACACUGCCUGCUUUAUUGAUUAAAGCUUGUAUGAAUUAAUCAUACGCCAAGUCUCUUAUUCAAAUCCAAGAAAGGAUAUACUGUCUUUUGAUGGUUUGAUACUGUGUUUGGGACAUAAGUAUUUAUCUGAUUGGAAUAAGGAAAGUGUGAUUUUGGCAGAGCACUCCGAGCUUAUUACGCCAAUAGCACCCAAAUUUAGAUCCCAGUGACGACAUCAAAAGUUGUCAAGGCUGAAGAGAAGGCUAAUCUGCCGCAAGCUGCCGGACUCUCCACAGUCGACGUAGAAUGAAUACCUCUUAAACCUCAUCAUUGUACCAUCACUGUCUCGUAUUAGCUGGAUAAAGGAGAAUUCAAAAUGGAGAUUAUGGGGCUCAGCAUCUUUAUAAGUUUGUGCUCUGUUCUGCUGUUGUCCUUAGGGGCACCCAAGGCAGAGGGGUGUAGCUGUGAAGGGGCACACCCUCAACAACACUUCUGUCGAGCAUCCUAUGUGAUUGGAGCAAGGGUUCUAAAGAGAGACUACAUCCGUAAAAAUUCAGGUGGUAUUGGUUCCAGCACUGGACUAUUAGGAUCGGACCAUGCUGCCAUCGAGCCUCUAGGUGAGAGGACCCGUCCCUAUCCUGGAACUGGUCUCCAUCGUCUUCCAGAUGAAAGACUUCCAGACGAGCAGCUUGGCGAUGCAGGCAGACAGUGGCAGGACUUAGAACCCCUAGAACCUCUUCCUUACCCCGAUGGAUUAGAAGCUCCCAUUCUACCGGAAGCUGCAGAGCCUAUCCAAAAUGAUGGAUUAUUUGGGCCUAUUCCUCAGUCCGAUGGGCUCGGACCACUUCCUAAGAUGGAUGAUCUAGCACCCCUUCCACAACCUGCUGGACUACAGCCUCUACAACAACCUGAUGGUCUCCAACCCUUACCUUUUGAAGGUGGCCCUGAAGAGAUGGCUCAACCAGAAGGUUUAUUACCCUUGCCACAUCCAGAGGGCCUACAACCCCUCCCUGAAGAACAAUACAAACAAGAUAUUUUGCCACCUCUACCCUUACCAGAAGACUUGAAGCCUGUUGAGGAUACCAUCACCACACUUACAACAUCCCCUCCAGAAUCUGUGAUGACAGAUGGCAUCAACACCAUGACAACCCUUCCUCCCCAAGAGAAGCCUUCUAAUGAAACUGUCAUAACAGAGCCUGUUAUUGAUGUAGAACCUACAACCGAAGAGGAGCGUAGAAUCGAUCCUGAGAGCAUGGAAGCAUGGAACUACAAAAUCAUCUACACCCUCAAAAUAAGCCACAUCUACAAGACAGGGGUUGAACAGAAAGGUUGGAAAAUAGGCGAUGAGAUAGAGCUUGAGAGUCCUGCUGCUACCAGUCUUUGUGGCAAGACAGACAUCAAAACUGGAAAGAACUACCUCAUUGCAGGUUCAAGGGCAAACAGAGUGGUACUGUGUGACUGGGUACAAGAACAUCACAAACUAACAUCAAGACAGAAACAGGGACUCAAGACAGUCUAUGGAAAGUCCUGUGAUGUCUGCCAAAUCCAUUCCUGUACUUCAAGUAGACACUGCAAGAAACCAAAGCAGAACAGAGCAACUACCUGUCUCUAUGAUGCCUCUCAACUUCAAAUUGGAGAGCCUUACAGCCCCUAUGACUGCAUCGCAUCACAUUCACGGUGCACCUUGCGUCACGGUCACAAGUGCAAGUGGCAGAAGAACAAUGACUACCAUAAGUGCGUCAAACACCAGCUUCCUUAAAAAGAAAGAUACAGUUUCCUUGGUACUGGUGAAAAUAAAAUUAUUUGAUGAAAGGUUAGCACAGGACUUUGUCAAACAAGGUUUUCAACAAUUUUCAAAGUCUAAAGAACCGAAGCACAUAUAAACUGGUUUGAAAUAAAUUCAAACAUAUAUAGGCCUAAUAUCUAUCAUGGAUGCUGUGAAUAUUAUAGGAAACUGUAGAACUUAGUAAAAUAAUGAAAGUGUAAAAGUUUCAAGCUUACCUGAUUUUUUUUCUUAAAUAACCUUUAUAUUUUUGUUCACAUUCUUGAUUAUAAACAGUCACUUUUCUAGAAAUGUUUGUUUCUUACUGUAUCCAUUUUCAAUUUUAACAUGAUAAGUUGCUCAACAUGCAAUGCAAGUGAGCUGAAUUCAGAAGAAAUCUUUUAAUACCUUCCUAAACAUGUUUAUUAUACACUACAGUCACACAAACAAAGCAGAACCAAACAUCUAAUGAUGUAUUAUUGGAUAUAUUAUGUUCUUUGGUCAGUUUUUACCAGUGUGACAAUGGCAUUAUCAUUGCAACCGCUGUUGUAUCUAUCUAUGGGUGCGUUUAUGCACCACUUUUUUACCCUAGAAUCAUGAUCUGAAUCUUGAUUCAAAUCAUGAUUGCAGUUAGUGAAAAUAAACGUCUUUCA
Lytechinus variegatus (green sea urchin) is the source of this 2902-nucleotide messenger RNA. RefSeq lists its product as uncharacterized. Gene Ontology annotation, biological process: negative regulation of endopeptidase activity; negative regulation of membrane protein ectodomain proteolysis. Gene Ontology annotation, molecular function: metalloendopeptidase inhibitor activity; protease binding. NCBI's taxonomy places the organism in Eukaryota, Metazoa, Echinodermata, Echinoidea, Temnopleuroida, Toxopneustidae. The transcript is spliced from 5 exons. The record is from RefSeq and is a predicted model, not a curated record. The coding region runs from base 864 to 2246 and encodes 460 amino acids. Gene Ontology annotation, cellular component: extracellular matrix.